AUGCAUGGUGUGCUGUGCAGUACAAUUCUAAGUCUCAGUAAGAGUGGCCUGUUCAGAGCCGGCAGUUCAGUGAAACGCUGCAAGGAACUGAGGAAAAGUUUCGAUGAGGGAGGCUUUCCAGAGUUUGACAGUUGGGAUAUUCUUACUUCGGCCUCCUUAUUGAAAGUUUUCCUCAGGGAAUUGCCUGGUGGACUUAUUCCAGAGCCACACAGGACACAACUGCUGAAGGUGUUCAGGGAUUCAAAAAAGGAUGAACUGAAUCAGGCUGUGAGGACUGUGCUGAACAGUCUUCCAGAAGAACAUUUAAAUGUCCUCUGCUACCUAAUGUUCUUCCUGUCCCGUGUUGCUGCUGAGAGUCAUCUAAAUCUUAUGACGUCUAAAAACUUGUCAAUAGUUUUUGGACCUAACAUCUUUCACGUUCCUUUGGGCCCCACCAUGGUUGAAGAACAGGGGCAGUGUAACGCUUUGAUUGAGCACCUGCUGGACAACCAGAUCCACCUGCUGCCAAACAUGUACCCUCAUGCAUCCACCAGCAAAACAGCAGAGGAAAGGGACUGGACUAAUGAAGAGUGUGUCCAACAACUGCCACUCAAAGAAAUAAGAUUAAAGCUUCCCAAAAUUGGACGACUUGGGCGAUUGAGAAAACGAUUAAGAGGUUUUUGGAGAAAGUUGUGCUCAUGCACUUACAGCAGUGACAUAGAGAGUGGAGAAGCCUCUAGAGACCCAGAUAUAGGAGAGUAAAAGACACUAUAGCUUGUGAGGGUCACCACAAAACACUGGGGCCACUGCUAGACAGUGGGGCCGGGAAGGGCCACUAGAAGACACUGGGGUCGGUGAGGGUCACUGGAAGACAGUGGGGUCGGUGAGGGUUACCGGAAGAUAGUGGUGUUGGUGAGGGUUACGAGAAGACACUGGGGCCAGUGAGGGCCACC
This is a messenger RNA of Sinocyclocheilus rhinocerous, 932 nucleotides long. Its product is annotated as protein FAM13A-like. Lineage: Eukaryota; Metazoa; Chordata; Actinopteri; Cypriniformes; Cyprinidae. Bases 1 to 741 code for a protein of 246 amino acids. The transcript is spliced from 7 exons. The record is from RefSeq and is a predicted model, not a curated record. Gene Ontology annotation, biological process: signal transduction.